AGUAAACGCGAAGAAAAAAAGUGCGUUUUUUUACCAGACAGCUGGAUUUCCCCCUAUUCUCAUAGCAACACCCUUUUAAUUUUUUAGGAUGCACAACCCCUGAAGAAAUGCUGAUUGGCUGGGGUACAGCAUAAAUACUAGCAAGGAGGCGGAACUACAACACAGCAGACUAGAAAGCUGCAGAAGUACAGUAGCUGGUUUAUUCAAGUGCGCAAUAAGGUUCACGGGUUCUCGUCGGAGCUGGUCAGGUGAAGAUCGAAAAGAAGAGGUAACCAUGUCGAUGACAGUGAAAGCCUAUCUCCUUGGGAAGGAGGAUAUCCACAAGGAGAUCCGCAGGUUCGCCGUCGAUCAAGAAGUGUCCAGCAGCUUUGAGUACUUAACUCGAAAAGUGGCCGAGGUUUUCCAAAGCCUCAGGAAUGCCACUUUCCAGAUGUACUAUAAAGAUGAGGAUGGCGACUUGAUUGCUUUCUCCUCUGAUGAUGAACUGAUGAUGGGACUUGCUUGUAUAAAGGACGAUACUUUUCGAGUCUUCAUUAAAGAGAAGAAGGAGUGCAAGCGGGACUUUCACCCCCAUGGAUUCCAGGGUCCUGAUCGCCCCUUCCCUUUCCCCUUCUCCUUCCAAUCCCCUCCCCCCUCCCAUAACGCCGUGCACCCCAACGUGACCUGCGACGGCUGCGAGGGCCCAGUGGCUGGGACGCGCUUCAAGUGCACCGUCUGCCCCGACUACGACCUGUGCUCGUCCUGCCAGGCCAAGGGGCAGCACAAGGAGCACCCCAUGCUCCCCAUCUGGGCUCCCCUGCAAAACAUGUUUGAAUGGUACCCGCGCGGGAAGUGGAUGCGCAAGAUGAGACAUGGCUUCCCCCACUGCAUGUGGGCUGGAGCCCAGAACAGGCCCCAAGCCAGCCAGGCUGGGCCCCAGCCUACGCCCCAGCCUGAUCCGCAGAACACCCAGGAAGAAGCAGGUCAAACUUCUGUGCACCAGGAUAGUGUGGAUUAUCUGAAAAACAUUGGGGAGGGUGUGGCAGCCAUGCUGAGUCCACUGGGCAUUGAUGUAGACAUUGAUGUGGAGCACAGAGGAUCAAGGACCAAAGUGAACCCAACCCAGCCUGCUUCUGGAGACAUGUCCAGUACCCAGGCUGGAAAAAUAAGAGAGGACAGCCAGCCGAGUGGUGUUGAACCAAUGGACAGUGAGCAGCCAACUGAUGGGCAAAGUAACCUGCAAGCCACCAACAGUGGGGCAAAGGGGCAAAAAGAAACAACCAGUGAUGAGGAGUGGACCCAUCUCUCCCCAAAAGAAGUUGACCCCUCAACAGGGGAGCUGCAGUCCUUCAGGCUGGAGGAGGGAUUUGCGGGGCCCAGUCCCCUUAGUGCUUCUGCACAAGGUCCUACUGGUCUGAGAGAGGCAGCCUUGUACCCACAUCUUCCCCAAGAUGCAGACCCGCGCUUGGUGGAGUCCCUGGCUCAGAUGCUGUCCAUGGGUUUCACAGAUGAAGGUGGAUGGCUCACUCGUCUCCUUCACACCAAGAACUUUGACAUUGGUGCGGCAAUGGAUGCCAUCCAUUUCUCCAAGCCUUCCGCACCACCAAAGAAGUAGACUUUCAACAUGACACCCCAGCAGAGCAAUGGCAGUUCCUACCUUUCGCUUUCCUGUUAAACUUCAGCAGGCAUCACUGACAAUAAUACAAAGUCUCCAGAUCACUUCUUGCACGUACAGUAGGGCUGAAGUUUUAAAAAUGUAACAACUAGGAAAAUAUCCUAGAGUGCUAGACAGCCUACCCGCCGUUUUGGGAGAGAUGUUGUAAUGUCUUUUAUUCUGACCCUUUUCCGACUUUGGCAGGAAAUACCAGACCAUUUUAGCAUCCGUGGGAUUCUGUCAUCUUAAGUAACCCAUCUGAUUUCCAAAUUUGAUUUUAUUUUAAAUGUCCCAACUUUCUGAAAGAACUGGUAGCAAUAUAUACAAAGAACGUUUAUUAUUUUUUGUUUAUGGCCCAAUCACCCUACAUUUUUUUUAACUUCCCUCUACCUUAGAAAAAUGAAAAAGUACAGAUAACGUAACAUUUAGUUAAAAACAAGAAUUGCUUGUACAACAUGUUAUCCUAAUUUAUGACUGUGUAGCCAACUGAAAUGAUCUUACUAUAAUAGUUUAGGUUCUGGUUUCAGAGAUGUGAAAUAUUAUUGCCAGUGAUGUUCAUGAAGUAUUUGCUGAAUUGUGACAAAAUGAGAUGGAGGUUCUGAUUUAUUACAGCUUGAUUGUUUAACAGUCUUAAAUUUAUAUCUGUCCUAGCUUUCGGCAAAAUAAAUUGCUUAUGCAGCAAAA
Molecule: messenger RNA, 2317 nt
Organism: Lepisosteus oculatus (spotted gar)
Lineage: Eukaryota; Metazoa; Chordata; Actinopteri; Semionotiformes; Lepisosteidae
Gene: sqstm1
Product: sequestosome 1
Biological process (GO): mitophagy; endosome organization; aggrephagy
Cellular component (GO): amphisome; aggresome
Molecular function (GO): K63-linked polyubiquitin modification-dependent protein binding; protein kinase C binding; zinc ion binding
Source: RefSeq, a predicted model, not a curated record